UCGAGUGCAUUGUUAUAUUGAGCUUACCUUUCCACCUCCAUCUAAAAUUUUAGUUUUCUGGGCAAAAAAAAGAUGACGUCAAAAUUAACGCUUGUCCUCUUGCUGGUGCUGAGCGCCGAGGUCCUAGCAGCCGCCGGGCCCAUCGCCGACCCCAACGCCAACGCCGACCCCGAGCCGCGCCGUGGAGGUGGCGGUCGCGGCAGUGGCCACACCGGCCACAGCAGUUUUCACGGCGGUGGCUUUAGCCGGCCAAGACCCAGUUCCAGCCGGCCAAGACCCAGUUUUAGCCGGCCAAGACCCAGUUUUAACCGGCCAAAACCCAGCUUUAACCGGCCAAGACCCAGCUUCAGUGGUGGUUACUACCGGCCCAGGCCCUACUACAGCGGAGGAUUUGGUGGAUACAUUGGAGGCUAUGGAGGUUAUGGAGGAUAUGGUGGAUACGGCGGUUAUGGAUUCUACGGGUGAUUUGGAGCAGGCAAUUGCUUCGGCUGCUGAAAUUCUUCGUUACUAGAAACUCUCCAGAUAUUUAUUUAUUAUAUUUUUGCUACUACGUCAA
This is a messenger RNA of Hyalella azteca, 556 nucleotides long. RefSeq names its product neuropeptide-like protein 30. NCBI's taxonomy places the organism in Eukaryota, Metazoa, Arthropoda, Malacostraca, Amphipoda, Hyalellidae. Bases 73 to 465 code for a protein of 130 amino acids. The record is from RefSeq and is a predicted model, not a curated record. The transcript has 4 exons.